AUUUCUCUUGGUAUUUAUCCCUGUUCUUACACAUGUACUUCACUAUCCAUUCUCGUUCUAUGCCCGUUGCAUAUGUUGUGAUUGAUUGCUUCGUCUGACCUCUAAACCCCGACACUUACUCCCGAUCGUUCUCGGGGAAUCCGAUAAUUCUGAGCCUAAAUUUUACCCUGCAUCUCAUACUGUCUUCAUCUCCUAUCCUUUCUCCCGAUCGCCGCGCGUGCAUAAACUUCUCGGCUUGCCGCUGCAGAAAACCCCACAGCUCAUUAACGUUGAUCAGGCUACGGAUUGGGGUGGCGUGCCUAAUUUUGUCAGGGCGUCCGGCUUUUUAUUUUGCCUUGUCGGGUUGGUGAAACUGGCGAUGCCGAAUUGAAAAAAUGAAAUACAAGAGACGCAGGGUUUCAGACGUGCCUCCUAAAAUAAGAUCCUUUAUCAGAAGCGUGACAUCUUUUACCUUAGAGAAGAUAGAAGAACCAUUAAAGGGCUUUGUCUGGGAUUUUGAUAAGGGAGAUUUUCAUCACUGGGCUGACCUUUUUAAUCAUUUUGAUUCGUUUUUUGAAAAGUACAUAAAGCCAAGAAAGGAUUUGCUACUUGAUGACAAUUUUUUUGGAGCAGAUCCUCCAUUCCCUAGAGAAGCAGUACUGCAAAUUCUUAGGGUGACUCAAGUCAUAUUGGAUAAUUGCUCAAAUAAGCACUUAUAUAGUUCCUUUAAACAACAUCUCUCAUCUCUAUUAUCUUCAACCGAUGCUGAUGUUGUUGAGACAAGUCUUCAAACAUUGACUGCAUUUUUGAAGAAACCUGUUCGGAAAUGCUCAAUUCAUGAUAGUUCAUUGACUUCAAAGCUAUUUUCUUUUAGCCAGGGAUGGGGGAGCAAAGAAGGUGGCCUUGGAUUGAUUUCGUGCUCUCUAAUGAAUGGUUGUGAUCCUAUUGCAUUUGAAGUUGGCUCUACAGUCCAUUUUGAAUUUUAUGUAGUUCCUGAUUUAUCUCAGGCCUCUGGUGUCACAGAUCAUUUGUGCCAGGGUUUGCAGGUUAUACAUCUUCCUAAAAUUGGUCAAUGUAAAGAGAAUGAUCUUGAGCUGUUGGAUAAGUUGGUGAAGGAGGAGAAUGUCCCCCAUAAUUUACGCUUCUCAUUAUUAACAAGAUUUAGAUUUGCAAGGGCUUUCAAUUCGUUGGCUUCCCGACAUCAAUAUAUUUGUAUACGAUUAUAUGCUUUUAUGAUUCUAGUCCAAGCAAGCAUUGAUACUGAUGAUUUGGUGGUAUUUUUUAAUAAUGAGCCGGAAUUUAUCAGUGAGCUUGUAUCUUUGCUUAGCUAUGAAAGUGAAGUUCCUGAAAAAAUUCGGGUUUUGGGAAUACAGUCAUUGGUUGCUCUUUGCCAUGAUCGAUCUCUCCAAUCUACAGUUUUGAGCUCUGUUACGACUGGUGGACAUUGUGGUGUCCUUCCAAGUCUUAUGCAGAAGACAGUAGAUUACAUUCUUUGUAACUCUGGUGAUGUUUCAAUAGUUUUUGCUGGUGCUCUUUUAUCUCUCGUCUCUGUUUUGGUUUCUUCCACUCCUGGUUCAUUAGCUCUGCAGGAGGCUGGAUAUAUUCCAACUAUUUUACCUCUUCUUAAGGAUACUGAGCCAAAGCAUCUCCAACUUGUCAGUACUGCAGUGCACAUUAUAGAGGGUUUUUUAGAUUUCAAUAAUCCUUCUGCUGCAUUAUUCGGAGAUUUGGGUGGCUUUGAUGACACAAUUACACGCUUAAAGAUUGAAGUUGCGAAUGUUGAGAAUGGUUCAAAAAGAAAGGCAGAAGGUGUUCUAUCUCAUAGCAGGGGAAAACAAAUGCUCGACUCUUGUGAAAUCCUUAUGCAGCCUUAUUGCUCUGAAGCCUCAAUUUCUUAUCACCGAAGGCUACUACUUAAAGCUUUGCUUCGUGUAAUAUCACUGGCGACCUAUGUCCCUGGUAGCUCUGCUCGAAUUGAUGGUCCUGAAGAGAGCAUGUUGCCAUAUUGCUUGUGUAUUAUCUUUCGAAGGGCAAAAGAUUUUGGCGGUGGAGUUUUCUCACUUGCUGCAAUUGUUAUGAGUGAUCUUAUACACAAGGAUCCUACAUGUUAUCCAGUCCUGGAUGCAGCAGAUUUGCCACAGGCUUUUCUUGAUGCAGUCAUGAAUGGUGUACCUUGCUCUGCUGAAGCUGUAACGUGUAUACUGCAAUGCUUGGAUGCAUUAUGCUUGAACAAUGCAGGUCUUCAUCUUGUGAGGGAACGUAAUGUACUGAGGUGUUUUGUGAAAAUAUUUACUUCAAGAUCGUAUCUAAGGGCUCUCAGUGGAGAUAUUACAAGUUCUUUGUCUAAUUCUCUUGAUGAGCUAUUGCGUCAUGCAUCCUCACUUUGUACUUCUGGGGUUGAUAUGCUUGUUGAAAUCUUGAACACAAUAGCAAAUGUUGGAUCUGUGUCAGAAUCUCAUCAUUGUUAUGAAUUUCUAGCCUCUUCCGUAUCUGUUCCUAUGGAAACUUGCUCUGGCGACAAGACUGUUUUAUCUAGUGAAGGAGAAUUUUGCUGGUCAGUUAGCACAGAACAGACGAUAGAUGCAUCAUCUGAUGCUAUUUCAUUAAGUGUAGAAUCUUUUCUUCCUGAAUGCAUCAGCAAUACUGCCCGGCUUUUUGAGACUGUUCUUCAGAAUGCUGAAAUAUGUCGCUUGUUUAUUGAGAAGAAAGGUAUUGAAGCUAUUCUCAAAUUGUUCUUGUUGCCUUCUAUACCUAUUUCUGUUUCUAUCGGGGAAAACAUUUCUGUUGCGUUCAAGCAUUUUUCGCCUCAGUAUUCUGUUGCCUUAGCUGGAACUGUUUGUUCCUUUUUUAGGGAACAUCUGAAGUUGACAAAUGAAUUGCUCAACUCACUCUGUGGAUCUAAGCUUACUGAGGUUGAAAGUGAAAAGCAAAUGGUGGUAUUAAAAUGCAUGUUAACUCUAGAAGGAUUAUUAUCACUUGUCAAUUUUCUUUUAAAAGGAACAACAACUAUGGCUUCUGAAUUAGGUUCCUCUGAUGCUGAUAUCUUGAUAGAGCUGGGGAAAGCCUACCGAGAGGUUCUGUGGCAGAUUUCUCGAACCAGUGACUUAAAAGAGAAGCAGGAUGCUGACCAUGAGGUUGGCAUAGGGGACGCAUCAUUAUCUCCUAAUACAGAAAGGGAGAGUGAUGAUGAUGGAAGCACUGCACCAGUUCUCAGAUACAAUAAUUCGGUAUCUAUUCAUAACAUCUCUACUUCUCAUUGGAAUACAGAACAAGAGUUUGUCUCGUACAUUCCUGGUGCUACUGCUCGAAAUGUCCUUCGACAUGGUCGACCUAACUAUUCUCGACUACGUGGAAGCAGAUUAAGUCGCAAUAUGGAUAUUUCACAAUCUGAUUCAGAUGUUUCUUCAAACAGCUUCAAUAAUUUACUUUUGGUUGAAAAUAAGAAGAAAAAACCGAUUGUUCUUGUUUCAGAAGUUUUGCUUAAACUUAGAUUUGCCAUCCAUACUUUCCAUGCAACCCUGGUGAAAGGAUUGAGUUCUCGUCGCAGAACUGAAUCAUGUUCUCUUAGUCCGACUUCCAAAAGUUUUGUGACAGCUCUUGCAAAAGUUUUCCAUGAUGCUCUUACUUAUUCUGGGCAUCCUUCUGCUGGGCUUGAGACGCCCCUGUCAGUCAAAUGCCAAUACCUUGGAAAGGUUGUAGAGGCAAUGGGCGUACUUGUCUUUGAUAACAGACGCCGUGCAUGCAAUACUGCUCUUAUAAAUAGUUUUUAUGUGAAUGGAACAUUUAAGGAGAUUUUAACUACAUAUGAGGCUACCAGUCAGCUGCUCUGGACAUUGCCUUUUUCUUUUCACAUUCCUGUACGUGAACAUGGAACAUCUGCAGAUGGGAACAUGUCAUUCGAAAGUUCAUGGCUGCUUGAUACUUUGCUGAGUUAUUUCAACUUGUUGGAAUAUCAUGUCAACUCUUCAUUGCUGUUAUCUCUGUCAUCACCAUCCCAAUCACAGCUUCUUGUUCAACCUGUUGCUACUGGCCUAUCAAUUGGUCUGUUUCCUAUCCCUAGAGACCCGGAGGUAUUUGUCCGCAUGCUUCAGUCACAAGUUCUUGAUGUGAUACUUCCUUUAUGUACCCAUCCCAUGUUUUCUAACUGCAGUCCAGCCCUCAUCAAUGCUGUGGUUUCUAAUGUCACUCAUAUUUACACUGGGGUGGGGAACAUAAAACGUGGUCAUGGUAUUGCAGGAAGUAGUGCCCAACGAAUCAAUACCCGCCCAAUUGAUGAAUCCUCUAUUGCUACUAUAGUUGAGAUGGGAUUUUCCAGGGUGCGAGCUGAAGAUGCUUUGAGAAAUGUGGGCACAAAUAGUGUUGCAAUUGCCACAGAUUGGCUGUUUAACCAUCCCGAAGAAUUUGUUCAGGAGGAUGUGCAGCUCGCACAAGCUCUUGCUUUGUCACUUGGAAAUUCCUCUGAAACAUCCAAGGAUGAUGAUGGUGAUGAGACCAAGAAUGUAUUUACAGAAGAAAAGGGAGCAGAUAUACCACCCUUUGAUGAGAUAAUGCACGUUUCAAUAAAGUUAUUGCAAGGAAGUGAUUCAAUGGUAUUUCCAGUCGCAGAUCUAUUAUUGACACUCUGCAGUCGUAAUAAGGGUAAAGAUCGAGGGAAGGUGCUUUUGUAUUUUAUUCAGCAAAUGAAAAACUACUCGACAGAUUUUUCUGAAGACAUAGAUAAAUUAUUCCCAAUGUCACAUAUAUUAGCCUUAAUUUUGAAUGAAGAUAGCAGCGCCCGAAAAAUAGCUGCAGAAAAUGGAGUUGUCUCUACUAUCAUAGCUAUCCUGGAAAAUGUCCUAGCGGGGAAUAAUCUUAACACAGAGGCUGUAAUUACCAAAUUUGUGAGUGCUUUGCUGCUUAUAUUGAAUUGCAUGCUGCAGCAUACCACCAAGAUUCCUGAAAAAAAUUCUGAUGGUUUUUCCACUUUACUGCCUGAUUCAUCAAAAGUUGAUGCCUCCUUACCAUUUUCAACCCCUGUUGAGGUUAUGAAAUCUCCUUCGGAUUGCCUGGAAAAGGGACCUGGCAAUCUGUUAGAAAAUAUCUUGGGGAAAUCCACUGGAUAUUGUAGCAUUGAGGAGAGUCGUAGAGCAAUGGCUCUUACUUGUGAUUUCAUAAAGCAGCAAGUAAGCUCAAUGAUUAUGCAGGCUGUUUUACAACUCUGCGCUCGCUUGACAAAGACAUAUGUCAUAGCAACUCAGUUCCUUGAAAAUGGAACCUUGGCUGCCCUAUUCAACCUUCCAAGUAGUUGUAUAUUCCCUGGAUUUGAUAACUUGGCAUCCACUAUCAUUAGGCACCUUCUUGAAGAUCCUCAAACUUUGCAGGCAGCUAUGGAAUUUGAGAUAAGGCAGACCCUUUCUAGAAGCCAUAGUAGGUAUACGUCGCAUCUUUCUCCCAGAUUAUUUCUGACAUCAAUGGCACCUGUGAUCUCUAGAAAUCCAAAAGUUUUUAUGAGAGCAGCAGUUGCUGUUUGUCAGUUGGAGUCCUCAGGAGGGAGGACAACAGUAGUGUUAACAAAGGAAAAGGAUAAAGAAAAGCCCAAAGCUGCUGCUGAAAAUGGAACCUCUAUUAAUGAACCCUUAAGGUUAUCUGAAACUAGAUUAAAUGAUAAUAAUGCUAAAUGUACGAAAAGUCAUAAAAGUGUUCCUGCCAAUCUAGCACAGGUAAUCGAUCAGCUUUUAGAAAUAGUUAUGAGUUAUCCAGUUAUGAAAAAACAUGAAGACAGCACUAGCUCUUUUAGCCCAAUGGUAAUUGACAAGUUUGUUCUGAAGGAAAAAGGAAAAUCGAAGGUUGAUGAUAUUAAGAUGGAUCUUGAUGGCUUCUCUGAAAAAUCUGCCUUGCUUGCGAAGGUGACAUUCGUCCUUAGGUUGAUGAGUGAUAUGCUUCUUAUGUAUGUGCAUGCAGUUGGGGUGGUACUUAAACGGGAUUCUGAGAUGUAUUUUCUACGAGGAUCUGGGCAAGUGAGUAGCACUGGUCAUCAAGGAGUUAUACACCAUAUAUUGCAUGAAUUUCUCCACAGUUCUUCAGAAAAAAAUACUGAAUGCUCAGAUGAGCUAAGGGAGAGGUUGUCUGAAAAGGCUUCAUGGCUCUUGGUAGUUCUGUGUGGACGUUCUAUGGAGGGACGCAGGAGAGUUAUUGCUGAAAUUGUGAAGAUAUUUUCUUCUUUCCCAGUAUUGGAAAGGAACACUGAAAGCAUUUUGUUGCCUGUCAAGUACGUUCUUGUAUUUGUCGAUUUGGUCUAUUCUAUUUUAUCCAAAAAUUCUUCUAACAACUUGCCUGGAUCUGGAUGCUCCCUGGAUAUUGCCAAAACCAUGAUAGAUGGUGGAAUGGUACAAGCACUUUGUAAUAUGAUUGGGUGUAUAGAUCUGGACCACCCAGAUGCUCCUAAGCUUGUCAAUUUGAUACUCAAGGCUUUAGAGUGCCUAACAAAAGCUGCUAAUGCUAGUGAUCGAGUGUUUAAGUCUGAUGGACAGAAUAAGAAAAGAUCUAAUGCCACGCAUGAAAUAAUGGAAGAACAGAGUAAUAAUAAUAAUGGAAGCAUUAACCAUGAUCAGAGCAUGAAUCCACGUAAUACUGCUGUUGUCCAAGUUGAAGAGCACCAGAUAGGGGAAUUUCAUCAUAGUGGUAGGCAGGAUAAUGCAAAUCUAAGUCAAAACAUUGAGCAUGAGAUGCGAGUAAAUAGGGAAGAGCAUGCUGAGAACCCAACAACAGAUAGGGUCCAAUUUAUACGUCAGGAAAUCAAUGAGAGUGGUGUAAUUCAGAAUUCUAAUGACAUCGGCUUGGAUUUUCGGAUUGAACAACACCUUGAUGAUGAGAUGGCUGAUGAAGAUGAGGAGAUGGGGGAUGAUGGUGAUGAUGAUGAUGAUGAAGAUGAUGAGGAAGAUGAUGACAAUGAAGAAGACAUUGCUCAAGGAACUGGUUUAAUGUCUUUAGCUGGUACUGAUGUAGAUGACCAUGAUGACAGUGGUUUGGUUGAAGAAUAUAACAUUAAUGCAAUUGAUGAAGAAGAUGAUGAUUCCCCUGAAAACCAUGUUAUUGAAGUAAGGUGGAGAGAAGGAUUAACUGGUUUUGAUCAGUUGCGUGUUGUAAGGGGAUCUGGAAAUGUUAGUGGUUUUGUUGAUGUUGCUUCUGAGCCAUUUCGGAGAAUAACCGCAGAUGAAAUAUUCAGUUUCCAACGUUCACUGGGCGCUGACCGGCGGCGUCCAAGUGGUAAUCAGAAUUUUGUUGACAGGUCAUGUUUUGAUGGUAAUGCUUUCCAACAUCCAUUACUUCUGAGGCCUUCUCUGUCAGGUGAGACAGGUACUUCGAUUUGGCCAUCCGCUGGAAACACUUCCAGAAAUUCCGGAGCAUUGUCAGUUGGAAGUGCUGAUUUAGCCCAUUUAUAUAUGUUUGAUUCUGGUCUCUCAACCGAACAUGCUGCUUCAACAUUACAUGGUAACAACUUAGUUGAUUCUGCGCCACAUUUCAUUGAUUUUUCUUUUGGCGUGGAUUCCCUGCAAAUGGGGCCAAGAAGGGGAGUUGGUGAUAGUCGGUGGACAGAUGACGGUCUUCCUCAAGCAGGUACCAAUGCUUCUGCUAUUGCACAAGCUGUUGAGGAUCAAUUUGUAUCUCAGUUACGUGGCAUACUUUCUGUCAGUAAUCCUCCCAUUCAGAGGCCAUCUGGGCAUUCUCUAGGACAAAUUAACCAGUCAUCAUUGUUAAUUGCCAAUAAUCAUGUACUGGCAAGCAUAGAAAGUGAUCCUUUUGAACCAGGAGAAUUUCAGCAUCUGGAAACUGGAUUUGAUGAAUCAGCUCAAUGGCUAGAUAAUGUAGCUUGUGAAGAUCCUUCUAUUCCAUCUCAGGGAGAAGCAGAUAACGCUGUUGCUGGAAUUAUUGAGAAUGAGGGUGCAUUGGAAGCAAGGCAAUUUGUUAUUGAUGAUCCAAAUGUUUCGGCUCUUAAUGCCCCUGAGAGGUUGCUUGUCUGGAAUGAAGAUGGGCCCAUCACCAUACCUUCACAUGUUCCUGAAAUCGUCAUGUCAUCUGAUGAUUUGCACAAUGUUGAUCAGCAUGUACCAUAUGAUUCUGAAGCACUUCCAUGUCCCCUAAGCAUAGAUUCCCAUAGUGAUUGUCUUCAUGGAAAUAACGACUUUGAAAAUCAUUCUAGUAGCCAAGCAGUCAUUGAUUCAGGUUCAACGUUGCCCAUUUUAGGUGAUGGUCGUGCUGGUCCAAGUCCGGCAAGUGCUGAUUUUGAUAUGAAUGCUACGGAAACAAUGGGGAAUCAAGUCAAUGGUGUGGUUCCUACUAAUGAUGAACUAUCAAAUAUGCAUGAUGCAUCUUUUCCUAAGGAAGCCAUUCAAAAUCAAGGGAUUGUUAAUAACGAUUCUUCUUGUAUGAACGGCAUCGACCCAACAUUUUUGGAGGCACUCCCUGAUGAUCUCCGUGCUGAAGUAUUGGCUUCACAACAAGUUCAGUCUGCUGGGACUUCUACGUAUGCUCCACCUGCUGCAGAAGAGAUAGAUCCAGAGUUUUUGGCUGCACUUCCCCCAGAUAUCCAAGCUGAGGUUUUGGCUCAACAAAGAGCACAAAGGGAUGGACAUGUGCAACAUGCUCAUGGUCAACCAGUGGACAUGGACAAUGCUUCAAUUAUUGCCACCUUCCCUCCUGAACUGCGUGAAGAGGUUCUCCUCACAUCAUCUGAUGCUGUCCUUUCAGCAUUACCGUCAGCUUUACUUGCUGAGGCUCAAAUGCUCAGGGAUAGAGUAUCAAGCCAUUACAGUGCUCGCAGCAGCUUCUUUGAUGGAAGCCAAAGGCUUAGCAGUAGGAGGCUGACGGUUGACCGGCUGACAAUUAUGGAUAGAGGUGUAGGAGCAACAAUAGGUUCAAGAGCAGCUUCAGCAAUUGCAAGAAACUUGAAUGUUAAAGAAACUGAAGGGAUGCCUCUUGUGGAUGUAACUUCUUUGAGAUCUUUAAUUCGACUCCUAAGAGUAGCUCAGCCAUUAGGGAAAGGCCUUCUCCAAAGACUUCUGUUAAACCUAUGUGCACAUAAUGUCACACGUGCAAAUCUGGUUUUUCUUUUGGUUGACAUAAUACAACCAGAAGCUGAUGUGUUAACUGGAUCCAUGAGUAGCUCCCAGCGUCUCUACGGAUGUCAAUGGAAUAUUAUUUAUGGACGACCACAAUGUUCUAAUGGUAUUCCGCCACUGUUGUCACGUCGUGUUCUGGAGAUGUUAACUUUCUUGGCUACAAACCAUCCUUCUGUAGCAAGCAUUCUUUUCAACUUUGAAGUUUUGUCGCCUUCUGAGCCUUCAUCAUGCAAACCCAGUUCGGAAGUCAGGUCGGACAAAGCUAAAGAAAGGAUAUGUGAGCAAAAUGGUGCUUUAACCUUAGAGUCUUCUCAGAAGGGUGAUGCGCCUCUAGUAUUAUUUUUGAAGCUUCUGAAUAGACCUUUGUUUUUACGUAGUAAUGUGCAUCUUGAGCAGGUCAUGGGUUUGAUACAGGUUAUAGUUGACAAUGCUGUGGCAAAAAUAGAUUGUCAGCGUCAAUAUGUGCUAGCAGCAGGAAGGUCUGUGACUCAGGCAGAUAGCACUCCAUCAAAUAGUCUGCGAGAUUCCGCCAUCCUAGAGCAGAUUCGUGAUCAAGAUGGUAAUCCUAAUUCCAGCAAUCGGCAGCUCAACGUUGAUGGGGAAGAGUCAUUUAGCGCUCAUAAUACAUUUUUGCAACUCCCUAACCCUGUUUUAUGCAAUCUGUGCCGUAUUCUUGCUCAUGCUGGGCUUUCUGAAAAGGUUUAUUCACUCGUGGCGGAUGUUGUGGAAAAAUUGGCCUUUGUUGUUGCUCCUCAUCGGAAGUUCUUUGCAAUUGAGUUAGCGGAAUUAGCCUGUAACUUGAGCGUUUCAGCUGUUGGUGUGCUUGCAACAUUUAGAAGCACUCACAUGUUGCCCUUAGGUGCAGGUUCUAUGGCUGGAGCUGCAAUUUUGCGUGUGCUGCAGACCCUUAGUGCUCUUAUUACUGUUGAUGGAGCAAAGCCUGAAAAGUUUGGACAUGGGUAUGAUGAGCCAUCUAUCUUGAUCAACUUAAAUUUAGCACUUGAGCCGCUUUGGCAGGACUUAAGUGAUUGCAUUACGGCAACCGAGGCAAAGCUGGGGCAAAAUUCCACAUUUUCCCCUUCUCAAUCAAUUCCAGAUGCUUCUCACAUUUCUGGGGGACGUUCUACAGUGUCUCCUCUUCCUCCUGGUACUCAGCAGUUGUUGCCAUUUGUAGAAGCCUUUUUCAUUAUAUGUGAAAAACUUCAGAUUUACCAAGUCAUGCUGGCUGAUGAAACUUCAGCUGCCGGGGAAAAAGAAUUUAGUGGCCUCCUACAUUCAUCUCCUUCUAAGAGUAAUGGAACUAGCACUCUGUCAUUUGCAAGGAUUGUUGAAAAGCACCGGCGCCUUCUUAAUAUUUUUGUUAGGCAGAAUCCACGCCUUCUUGAGAAAUCAUUUUCUAUGAUGUUGAAAGUUCCCAGGCUUAUUGAUUUUGAUAAUAAAAGAGCUUAUUUUCGUUCGCGUAUUAGGCAGCAACAUGAUCAACACCCUUCUGCUCCACUGCGAGUAAGUAUUCGGCGUGCUUAUAUCUUGGAAGAUUCGUAUAAUCAGCUACGCUUGCGUUCGGCUCAAGAUUUAAAAGGGAGGUUAAUGGUUCAUUUUCAAGGAGAAGAGGGUAUAGAUGCUGGCGGGCUGACUAGGGAGUGGUACCAACUUCUCUCGAGAGUGAUAUUUGAUAAGGGAGCACUGCUUUUUACUACCGUUGGGAACAAUGCAACUUUUCAACCUAACCCCAACUCUGUAUACCAAACAGAGCAUCUUUCAUAUUUCAAGUUUGUUGGUAGACUGGUUGCAAAAGCACUUUUUGAUGGGCAACUUUUGGAUGUGCACUUUACUCGCUCCUUCUAUAAACACAUUCUAGGUGUGAAAGUGUCUUAUCAUGAUAUUGAGGCAGUUGACCCCGACUACUAUAAGAACUUAAAGUGGAUGCUUGAGAAUGAUAUUAGUGACGUGCCAGACUUGACAUUUAGCAUGGAUGCUGAUGAAGAAAAACUAAUACUAUACGAAAAAAAUGAGGUUACUGAUUACGAGCUUAAACCUGGAGGGAGGAAUAUCAGGGUAACUGAAGAGACAAAGAAUGAGUAUGUGGACCUUGUAGCAGAACACAGGUUGAGUACAGCCAUUCGUCCUCAAAUAAAUUCCUUCCUGCAAGGUUUCGAUGAAUUAGUUCCGCGGGAUCUCAUUUCAAUAUUUAAUGACAAGGAGCUUGAACUUCUGAUCAGUGGACUUCCGGAAAUUGAUGUUGAUGAUCUAAAAGCCAACACUGAGUACACCGGCUAUACCACAGCAUCAACUGUAGUUCAUUGGUUCUGGGAGGUAGUUAAAUUAUUUAACAAGGAAGACAUGGCGAGAUUUUUGCAGUUUGUGACUGGAACAUCAAAGGUUCCAUUGGAAGGAUUCAAGGCAUUACAGGGAAUAUCUGGCUCCCAAAAGUUUCAAAUCCACAAGGCAUAUGGUGCUCCUGAGAGACUUCCAUCCGCCCAUACCUGUUUCAACCAGCUCGACUUACCCGAAUAUUCAUCCAAGGAGCAAUUAGAAGAACGUUUGUUGCUUGCCAUCCAUGAAGCUAGUGAAGGUUUUGGCUUCGGUUGACUUGGUUUUGCUUUGUAAAGGCCUUCCUUUUUCCUGUUUUUCUUGUACAGAACAGAAGCAGCUGUUAGGCGGAUGGAAGGGGCCUGCUGUUGUUCUGGGCUUUUGAUUCUAGUUGGCCCGAACACAAAGCUGGCUUUCCAGAAAAACCUCUGAUUGUGCGGGUGAUUGCUCCGCAGGUAUUCUUGACUUUCUAUGGCUGCUGCUCUGUGUUCCUCCCUUCUUUUUGGUUGCUUUUCUAAGGCCUUGUUCUAGACAAACAAUAUAUAUAUAUAUAUAUAUGUUUUUUUAAUAUUUAAUUAAUUAUUUAAUUCAAUGUGCUACUACACUUG
Messenger RNA from Phalaenopsis equestris, 11995 nucleotides. Its product is annotated as E3 ubiquitin-protein ligase UPL1-like. The record is from RefSeq and is a predicted model, not a curated record. Gene Ontology annotation, biological process: protein polyubiquitination; proteasome-mediated ubiquitin-dependent protein catabolic process; positive regulation of protein catabolic process. The transcript is spliced from 16 exons. Gene Ontology annotation, molecular function: ubiquitin-protein transferase activity; protein binding. NCBI's taxonomy places the organism in Eukaryota, Viridiplantae, Streptophyta, Magnoliopsida, Asparagales, Orchidaceae. Bases 375 to 11666 code for a protein of 3763 amino acids.